UCUUACAAGAUGGCGGCGUUGUKGUCUGAAAUUCGUACAGGAUUAAACCCGUUAAUCAGGAGAGUGGGUUUGUUAUCUUGGAGAAGUUCAUCUACUGCAACUGGUUCAGGUGAUUCGUCAUCAACCUUUGUAUCUGCUGACGUAGUCAAAGCUAAAGCUAAAGUUUCAGCACCAAAGAAAGAACCAGAGCCAUUUGAUAACAGUACAUACAAAGUAGAGGAGUACUUCUCAUACGAUGAACACUCAUUUUAUGACAUUGAAAUGGAAAUAGAUGGGUCAGGAAAGCGGCAGCGGCAGCCGGAGACAACUGUUCCUUACAAACACACAGAACCAUGGAAAAAAGAAGCCACAAAAUGAACUUGAUUAUUAACUUUUGAAAACUGUACUAUAAUGUGAUUUUGGCAUUAACAAGUUGCAGGUAGAUUUUGCGAUAACACCAUAUUUUAGUGUUUUUUGAACUUCAAGUAAGCAAAAAAAUGUAAGAUCAUAAAAUAUCAAUUUUCUUAUAAUAAGAUAUAUAUAAAAACAGAAAACAAUGCUAUGAUGGUUUUUUUUUCUAGUAUCCAAAAAAUCCACAUUUACUCUGCAACUUGUUAUAAUGCAUAAAACAAUUUUUCCUCUCUGAUAUAAUGGUCAUUUAGUGAAUUUUCUUUUAAUCUACAAUUUGAGAUAUAAUAUGAUGCAGGAUUUUUGUAGUUUGUGAUGGCUUGUAUGAUGGAAGUUGUACUGUCUUGUCAAAUAAGCCAGCUACUUGAGUUUAAAUCACUCUUGUAAUAGACCAUUAACACAGCAAUGACUGCAAGGUUGUUCACAAGAGUGUUUUGAAGAGUGCAUUGGCAAAAAUGCAAUUGUCACAUGAGAAUAUUGUUUUACCAUAAUAAGAAUUGUGGUCGUGCAAACCAGUCUUAAAUUGACUGUAAAAAUACUGUGUUUGUUGGUCUUGUUUUGACCCAAUAAAUAUGAUUAAAUGCA
Exaiptasia diaphana is the source of this 972-nucleotide messenger RNA. RefSeq lists its product as uncharacterized. The record is from RefSeq and is a predicted model, not a curated record. The transcript has 3 exons. Gene Ontology annotation, cellular component: mitochondrion. Lineage: Eukaryota; Metazoa; Cnidaria; Anthozoa; Actiniaria; Aiptasiidae. Bases 10 to 357 code for a protein of 115 amino acids.